Molecule: messenger RNA, 2425 nt
Organism: Daucus carota subsp. sativus
Lineage: Eukaryota; Viridiplantae; Streptophyta; Magnoliopsida; Apiales; Apiaceae
Exons: 6
Coding region: 103-2220 (705 amino acids)
Biological process (GO): tRNA processing
Cellular component (GO): nucleolar ribonuclease P complex
Molecular function (GO): RNA binding
Source: RefSeq, a predicted model, not a curated record
CACAUACCAGCGUAGAAAGAAAAUGAGCGUACAAAAAUUAUAAAGUGGUAUACAGACCCCUGAAGAACCCUAUUCAGAGGGUUUUAAGUGGUGAGACUGAAGAUGGGUUUCUUUGAUUUGAACAUCCCUUACUCUGACUCAACCAAUUCAACCACUCGAUUGAAACUGAUUGUGAAAGCAAUGGAGCUAGGUUACACAGGAAUCGCUUACAACCGUAGCAUCAAAGGCGUCAUGUCUGAAUCUCACCGUUGUUCUAUCUCCCUGUUUCCUUUAUCUUCUCUACUCAAACGACUCUCUCCUCCGUCUGUUGAGUUUCAUCGAAGUCUUUUAGGUGUCCCCAAAGCCACGCCUUUUCGCCAGUACACGCGAUUGACGGUGCUCGUGGAUAGCUCUGUGCAAGCGGCGGCGCUUAAUUCCGGCAAUCCUGUGUUGAAGACGUAUGAUAUCGUUGCGGUGAAGCCGCUUAAUCAGAUGGCGUUUGAACAGGCGUGUCGGACUUGUCAGGUGGACCUAAUUGCUAUUGAUUUCUCCGAUAAGUUGCCGUUUCGCUUGAAGCAACCUCUGGUUAAAGCUGCAAUUGAGCGCGGAGUGUAUUUCGAGAUUACUUAUUCCAGUCUUAUAAUGGAUGCACAAGCAAGAAGGCAAUUCAUAUCCAAUGCCAAGCUGCUUGUUGAUUGGACUAAAGGAACAUAUCUCAUCUUCUCAAGUGCUGCUCCUUCUAUAACUGAGCUUAGAGGACCGUAUGAUGUCGCAAAUCUAAUGACUUUACUUGGGAUCACAAUGGAACGCGCAAAAGCAGCCAUCUCCAAAAACUGUAGAUCACUUGUAGCUGAUAUAAUAAGGAAAAAGAAAUUUUACAAAGAGGCUAUCAAAGUAGAACUAGUAACCAAAGAUCCUGAGUUUGAUGAGUGGCUUGAAUGGGAUCCCAUCUCAAGUGGUGAAGGGGAUCUGUUAUUAGAUGAAAUGGCGAAGUUGUUCAAUGCCUCCAGUAAAGAAUCAAAUAAAGUGAAAGCUAUCGAUUUUGUGUCAGUAAUGGAUAGCUUACCAGCAAAUGGUUUGCAAAUUAAGGAUAUCAUGCCUAUUACAAAGCCCGAAUUGGAGCCCUUUAGCGGUAGCAACUUGCCUUCCUCUGUAAAGAAAACCUUGGAGCUGGUUGAUGAUCCUAGAGCACCUAAUUCCGAUCAGAGUUUCGACUCGACCAACUUUAAAAAAGUGUCAGAUGAGAGUUUAAAAGGUUCCAUAAAAGUUUCAAGUGUCUUGGAUGCAGCCACUAGCAAUCAUGGACAUGAUUUAAAUAGUUUGCAGUUUCAAACUUCCACCAGUACUUGUGAAACUCUUGUAGCAUCACAUAUUGAUACUUUAGAAGGUUAUGAUAUGCAAACAGAGAAGGAUAUGGCUACUUGUCAAAAUAAGUUACAGAUUGAUACUCUAGAAGGUCAUGAUGUGCAACCAGAAAGUGCCAUGCUUACUAGUCAAACUAAAUGUCCUGGGGAAGCUGUGACAGUCAACACUCUGAGCAGAGAGGAAGUAAUUGCUAAAAACUGUAGUGCUCUCGCUGAUACACAAACUUCUACGAUGUUGGUUGAUCACAAUCUCCCUUCUCAUCAAGGUGAACAAUGCAAGCAAUUAAGUUGUUUAAACAUAGUUUCAUGUCCCCAAGAUGUUGUGAUGGAUGAAAUUUUAAAUGAGGAAGAUAUUAAAGUUAAUGCUGGUGAUACUGUUGAAACUUUAACUGUAUCAAAAGAUUAUGGUUCCGACUGUGCGAGUAAAGCGUACCUACCCUUGAAUAAUACAGAUGCAGUUCUGGCCACAACAGAUGAAACCUCACUAGAUACAUAUAUGACGUAUAAACCAGAGCUGUGCUCUGUGUCUGAUUUGUCUUUGCAUGAAAAUAGAAUGAUAGAACAAGUUAAAAAAACUGGUGCUGGUGAUGAAGCUAGUAUUUUGGGCGAAUCGUCUGUUUUAGAAUCUCAUGAUUUGUCACCUGCCACCAAUAAUCCAACAGCUGAUACACCCAUGGAAGAGCAAAAACAGAUUGAAAAUCAGUAUGUAACAGAACAGCAUGUUCUGAAUAGUUCCAAAAUAGCAAAUGCAGGUACCCGGAGAAAAAAAAGAAAGACACCUCGUUCUGCUGGUCUGUUCCCUUUUAGACGUUUAUGGAAUCCUAUACAAUUUAAGAAGAGUGCCCGGACUAUAAAAAGAAAAAUUGUAACUAGGUAAAUUUUAUGUAGUAAGUUAUUCUUGUUGUUUAGUAAGCCUUUGUUUAGUUGUCUUUGGUUCUCAAUAGUUUGUGAAGACUUGAGAGAAAAAACUUUAGUCCUUUGGGUAUGCUAGGAACUUUCCAAAAGUGACAGCAGUCAAUAUUUAUUCAUACGCUUAUUCAGAUGUCCUAGGCCUGAAUCUUAAACUUUUGCCGUAAAGUUUA